GGCGCAGACGGGAGCGGACGGAGGGAAAGUGUUUUCACCCUCAGCUUUUAAGAUUUUUCUUUUUUUUUUUUUAUAUAUGUAUGUGUGUGUAUAUAGGUAUAUGUUUGGACGUAAACUUAAAUGGCACGGAGUGAGCUGAGUGCGUCAUCUCGUCUGAGGAAUUAACGAGCAGCGUGAGGCUGAGGAGUCUCGCUGGGAUCUGAAAGGGAAGAAUUUGGUGUCCCGGCGGUGUAGACGGACCCCCGACUCCGACCCCCCACGGUCCUAAAGGGACCAGCUGUUUGACUUCACGUGGAUGAACCGGGCCGACGAGGAUUCAGACAUCACCUCUGGGGUUUCUGAUGCUUCUGAUUGGACGGCGCCUCGGUUCAUCUGACCCACAGGCCUGACGUGUUUCUUCCAACUCCAACUUCUUCUUUUUCCAACUUCUCCUUUUUAAUUUUUAUUUCCUCUUCUCUCUUGGACCAAAGUUCUGCCUCAAAAAGCAGGCGAUGAUGCCGUUGCAGUUUUAUUUUCCAUCAGAAAAGAGGAAAAAGUUUUUAGCCUCAGCACCUUAACCAGCCUUUCAAGGAAACUGGGAGGGUGGAUUAUUGAAAGGAGUCUGCUGGAGCCUUUUGGAGAAUUUAAAUGGAUGUUUGCUGCUGCUGAAACUCCAGGGAAGGUGCCGAGUUCAUCUGUAGUCCUGUGGAAGGACAGUGUGUGUCUGUCAAGUUUGUGAAUGUGUGUGUUCGUCCUGGGAGUCAGACGCAUUUACAUCUAAAUGAGCGUUUCAGGCGGCUGGAGCUGAUUUCUGAAACAUCCGGACGAAUACACAAGAUUUGCAAACAGACAGAAAGGUUGUUUUUUUUUUUUUUUCUCCUCAAGUUAACUCAACUUUCUCGAUCCAAUUACCAGAUUUUUGACCGUUCAGUAACUUUCGAAUAUAAAGACUGAUUCUUUUGAAGUUGGAAUGAAUUUACCUUCAACAUUUCAGAAAAGCACAAAGAUUUCCUGUGAAUUUUGUGGUGAAUUUGUUGGUGCUGUUCCUGUAGCAAACUAAGUUUCUCAUUUCCAGACACAUAAUCCUGUUUUUUACACGCAGUGUCUGUUGUCACGCCUUAGAAGUGCAGCAUCCUGUGAUUUACAUGAAUUCAUCUGUAAACCAGAUGGACUGAACUGGUUUUGAUGAGACUACAGAGCCGCUGCUGCUGUUUCCGAGACCUCAUCAUUAACCCGACAUUCAGGUCCUCUGUGUAUUUUAUCUCCUAGGAAAGAAAAUUCAUGAGAUUUUAUUUAAUGAGAAUUCAUAUGAUUGCACCAUUUACUAAGGAUGUUGCUUUUUAUUAACACAGCACCAAGACUCUGACUGCAGAAUUUUUAAUAUUCAGACGUGUGACAGUUAUUUCCAGCUGCUACGUCGUCAUCUUUUUAACUUCUUCAGACAUUACCGCGGAUCUCAGAAACACUUUUCUCAUUUGAAUGUUUGGAUCUGUGAAGUCUUGAGCUGCCAGUUUCAAGAGAAUCUGAUUUCUUGUGAUGAUUUGAGCGACAUCACAACUUUAACUGAUUUAAAAUCAUCAGUAUUCAAGAGAAGAGGCUGAGCUUGUCGCCAAAGAAGCACGCUCUCUGUGACUGCUGCUCUGUGACUGAUUUUUUUAGUUCCCACCCUGGAUUAUUAUCAUUGAAUGUGAUAAAUUUGCCAGAGUUUGACUUUUUGACCCUGGAGAGACGAAUCAUAAACUCGCCGAGCUGCACAGCGUCCAGAGGACAGCAGGACCUCUCGCACAAUCCCACCUGAAAUCACCUCGUCCGACCUCGGGGGGGAACUCGCUGCCCAUCCCAUCACCGCCAUGGUGAUGUCACAGGGCACCUACACCUUCCUGGCCUGUUUCGCCGGCUUCUGGUUGGUCUGGGCCCUCAUCGUCAUGCUCUGCUGUUUCUGCAGCUUCCUGCAGCGCAGGCUGAAGCGCCGGCGUGAGGAGAGGCUCAGGGAGCAGUGUCUGCGGACUGUAGAGAUGGAGCCGCUCAGCUGUCACCCCACAGGCUACCCGCCUCCUCCUCCUCCACCACCGCCGCCGCCACCACCUCUGCAGGUGCCCAGGGAGCCGCCGCAGUUCUGCCCUCCUCACACCCUGUCGCCACCACUUCCUCUAAUGGUUCCUCAUCCCAUGCCACAAGCAACCUGGGUCAGCAUGCCAGAUACAGAUUUAUUCGGGAAGCCGCCAUGCUAUGAGGAGGCGGUCCUGAUGGAGGAUCCUCCUCCGCCCUACAGCGAGGUCUUGGCCGACCCACGGGCGGGCACCUUUCUGAAGCCCGUCCCGCUUCGAGCAGAGCCGGCACCUGUCAGGGAACACCGGGAUCCGGCUCCGGUGUUCACAUCCGAGACCAGUAAGCCUCCCGCUGCGACUGUGUUCCCCGAUCGGGGUUACUCCUCCCUGAUACGCCUGCCUUCGUCCCAGCGCUGGGACUCCCUGGGUCAUCUUCUGUCCAACAUGGACUUGAACCACAACAACCUCACCCCGCCAGGGGGCCGCUCCCUCCAGGCUGCUGCCGCGAUGGCUACCAUGCCACGCCGAGAACCCAGGACUCACCACGAUGGACUUGGGCUCAGAGGGGGAAUACAAGGACUUCAAGGGGGAAUACAAGGAUUCCAAGGAGGCUUACAGGGGCUUCAGGGGGUUCAUGGACUGAGGGCACUGGAGCCCGGCUGUGGCCUCCCAACAGCCUUCCCCCUGCUGGGUCGGAGCACUGCUGUCUAGGUCUGGAUUCUCUCUAACCAACCAGUAGGUCGGUCCAUCUCUGAAGAGCCUUUAUCAGGAGAUCUUUAUAGACAGACUUCCUGUCUGUACGCCUCCUUUCCUGCUCAGUGUUUACAGCACUAGCAUAGAAGUAGAGAUUUAAUUCCCCAAAGAGCUAAAAGUGGGUUAAAGUGACGCGAAGGCGUCUGGAGUUCGAUUCCCCGUGCAGCUCAGUGGGCGAAGGAUGCCACUUACUCUGCCGGGACUGUGGCUUUCAGCUGUGUGUGUGGGUAAAGGAGGAAAUUACACACCGUUUCACACCGGCGCUGUUGAGUCACUGAGGUAUCCUGGUGUCAUAUCAGAGUUAAUUGAGUCCGAGUUCUUUAGAGGAGCAGAGGAGGAGAGGACAGAACCGGUAACGACGCAGAUGAAGAGCGACAAAUGAGCAACAAGCACAGCUGUUUGCGAACCUUUCAUCCACACUCCCUCCGCCUCUAUUUUCAUCUCUACCUCCCCUUUUCGUGUCGCCCUCUCAUUCUGUUCAUCCUCUCUUCUUUCUGCGCUGAAGCAACAACCUAUUGUACCAGUCUGCUGUUGCCAUGGCUCCCGGGAAACUGUCUGUUGCCCACGACGACCUCUCCUCUUUCAUCUGCUCUGAUUUUUGAAGACUCUGUUUGCGGCCUGGCUCCUCACGAGGACUGAGAGUAUUAACACUUAGAGAAGAACACGUGGUGACCUUCAGCCGCCCUGUUUGUGACAUCAGAGCCAGUUUUCACACUGAGAUCCUGAACGGAUCUGAAGGUAGCCCGCCACAGACGAGCCAGGAUCGCGUUUUCUAACAUGCUGCUUUGUUAUUUUCAGCGUAGUCUGUAACUGUGGUUUGGCCUCGGCCUGGACGUCAGGUGGUCACAGGAUGACGUUCGCUCGGCCAUUAAUGUGAAAAAAAAACAAAACAAACAUUUUUCACGUAAAACAUUUAAGAUGAUUCUUUUCUGCUUUGUGACAAACGCAUUUCCUCUUGUGAAAUAAAAACAUCUUCACCUGCAAAGUUUCUUUCAAUAAAUUAUGGAGAAAAAAAAAGAUCAAAGUGUCAAAAUAAAACAAACAAAAAAUAAAACUUA
Molecule: messenger RNA, 3838 nt
Organism: Toxotes jaculatrix (banded archerfish)
Lineage: Eukaryota; Metazoa; Chordata; Actinopteri; Toxotidae
Product: proline-rich protein 7
Exons: 3
Coding region: 1830-2738 (302 amino acids)
Source: RefSeq, a predicted model, not a curated record